AUGGUUUGUGAUAAUUGUCAAAAGAAAGUUGGUCGUGUUGCAACACAAGAUGUAUGGAAAAGUGGUUCACGCAAUACAGUUGAAAGUGGUGGUAAAAAAUUAAAUGAAAAUAAAUUAUUAACUAACAAAAAUUCUCGAUAUAGUCCAUAUACAACAAAAUUUAAUAAAUGUAAAAUUUGUAAAUCAACAAUUCAUCAACCUGGUAGUACUUAUUGUCAAGGUUGUGCUUAUAAAUUAGGUUUAUGUGCAAUGUGUGGUGUAAAAAUUUUACAAACAAAAAAUUAUCGUCAAUCAUCUGUUUAA
Messenger RNA from Rotaria sordida, 303 nucleotides. The record is from the annotation of a GenBank genome assembly. Lineage: Eukaryota; Metazoa; Rotifera; Eurotatoria; Philodinida; Philodinidae.